UUUUACGUGAUGACGUCUUAUUGUAGGCUCAGCUAUGAUGGCAGCAGUAGGUUGACAUCGAUACAACCACACUGAAUGUAAAACUGUUGAAAAGUUAGUGAAAGGCCCCGACAUAAGAAGCCAGGUCAGGCCGGCGGUGGUGAAACAGCGCAGGCCCAAACUGAGCCGUCCGCCCCGGGGGAACGGUCAUCACACCAAGCCAGGACUGCAGAUUUCCUUAAGGUGUUUAUUUUGUCUUCACUGCUUUGCAUGAAGAGGUGGCACUAUGCCCGCAGCUACUGUGGAUCACAGCCAAAGAAUAUGUGAGGUUUGGGCCAACAACCUGGACGAGGAGCUGAAGAGGAUCCGACAUGUUAUCCGAAAAUACAAUUACAUUGCUAUGGACACAGAGUUUCCAGGUGUUGUUGCCAGACCAAUCGGAGAAUUCAGAAGCAACGCCGACUACCAGUACCAGCUGCUGCGCUGCAAUGUGGACUUGCUCAAGAUAAUCCAGCUGGGCCUCACUUUUAUGAAUGAGCAGGGUGAAUACCCACCAGGAACAUCGACUUGGCAGUUCAAUUUUAAGUUUAACCUCACAGAGGACAUGUACGCUCAGGACUCCAUCGAGCUCCUGACCACUUCAGGGAUUCAGUUCAAGAAGCACGAAGACGAAGGCAUCGAGACGCUGUACUUUGCAGAGCUGCUGAUGACGUCGGGUGUGGUGCUCUGCGAAGGUGUCAAGUGGCUGUCCUUCCACAGUGGUUACGACUUUGGAUACCUGAUCAAGAUCCUGUCCAACGCCAACCUGCCUGAGGAGGAGGUGGACUUCUUCGAGAUCCUUCGCUUGUUCUUUCCGGUCAUUUAUGAUGUCAAGUACCUCAUGAAGAGUUGUAAAAACCUCAAGGGCGGGCUGCAGGAAGUGGCAGAGCAGCUGGAGCUGGAGAGGAUCGGACCUCAGCAUCAGGCCGGCUCCGACUCCUUACUCACAGGCAUGGCUUUCUUCAAGAUGAGAGAGAUGUUCUUUGAGGAUCAUAUCGAUGAUGCAAAGUACUGUGGUCACUUGUACGGGCUCGGCUCCGGCUCUGCCUACGUGCAGAACGGGACAGGGAAUGCUUACGAAGAAGAGGCUAACAAGCAGCAGUCGUGACAUCACCCUGAAACCCUCCAAUCCCGUCGAUGGAUCACAUCCCCAGUCGGCGCAGCGCUGAAGUCGAGCCGUGACAACUUGGAUAAUAACGGAAGAAGAAAAACAUACACACAUCAUUUAGGAAGCUGUUUCUCAUAGGCUCUGCUCACCUUAGACAAUUGAAGAUGAUGGUCAGUAGGGGGAAGAAAAAAAAAAACCAACACUGCUGUCCUCACACAUAGCACUUGUGUGCGUGUGUGUGCGCAUGUGUGUGUGAAUUUAGUCUUUUAUUCCUACAAAGCAGCGUAGAGGGUCUGGUUGGUUCAGUUCAAUUUAACAUGAAAUGCUUGAAGAAGAUGGGAUUUUAGUUUUCCUAAAAAUGUUCUGUAGAAAUUUUGCACUUUAAAAGCUCUAACCAGAUUCUGAUUUUAUAUGGAAAGCUCAAAAUGUUUCUGGUGUCCUCUCUGUUGCCUUCUCUAAGUUCCCAUUUUACAUCGUGACAUAUAUCUUUAUUACGACAACAACAACAACAACCUUUCUCACCAAGCUCAGCCUUAAUAUUAGCAUCAUUAUCUUUUUAAACUUUAAAUUAUUGUGCCGGUCAUCAUAACUUAGCGAUUAACAGUUGCUCCCUUUCAACACUAACACCACUACUCCACUACAUGUCAGUAUGUUUUUCCCUGGUCAUGGUUUCUUGUCUGAUCGACAGAAGGGAAGCUCUUGCUGAGUGUGUUUACAUGCACAUCAAUAUCCCAUCAUAUUUGGGAAUACUCCAGUAUGUUUUGCAGUUGGCUCAUGUAAACAUAUCAUGUUUAUUAUAACCUCAAUAAGCUCUAAUCCCAUUGUGUGAAACCUGAACAAAUUAGCUGGUAUUUACCCGCUGGGAUGCUGAGACAAGUGAACACCCUUUUCCUAAAUGCUGUUGGAUUUUUUUUUUUUUUUUUUUUUUUUUCAUGUCUGAAUCUGCUCAGUUUCCAUGGAAAUACCUUAGUUCAAUCAUACAGGCGUGUUUAUGAUCAGGAAGAGGAUCCACACACUCACAAGAAGUAUUUUGUGCAUGUAAACAGCCUCACUGACUGGCACAGGCACAUUUGAACACACAUGCUUCACGGCCCUGUUUGGUCUUGCACUGAUUUCAACCCUCAAUCGGGUGGGCACCAGUUUUACCAGACCGAAAAUUAAAAAAAAAUAAUAAUAAUAAUAAAAAAACUUGCCUGCUGUAGGAACUGCUAUGAGGUGAAUUUCUGUUUUCAGAGUAUAUUUUCUGUUUUCAUUUUUAAUUCGAAUGAAGGUUUUGUUGAAGAGUUUUAGUAUUGUAAUAAUAAUAAUAAAAAAAAAAAACUUUUACUCAUUGGGGAAAAAAAACACAAUGCCUUUUAACAUACAUCUUAACUUCAGAAGCUUUUGUUUUGUUUAAGGAUUCAUUUCACUUGCAGUUCUGGCUUCUGUUUUUCUUUCUGUAUUGCUUUCUGAUUUGUUCAUGCUGCCUAGAACAGCUGCAUGUACUAAAACGUUUGAAUAAAUGCUGUGUUGUUGAAUAGUAAAAUUGGAACUUCCAUAGACGUGUGUUGAAGUGUACGUUCACAACUUAUUAACCUCCUUGAGUGUCAAAUAUGGCUAAUAUUUGAACCAUCUCGCGUUUUUUUGUUGUUUUUUUUUCCUUUCCUCAUCACGUUCUUUCACACCAUGUAAAGGAGUAAUGUUAAAAAGAAAAUAUGCAAUAUACCAGAGGAUUGUUUUUAGAUUUGUAAAUAAAGGCUUGAAACUUUUCUAACAUAAA
Messenger RNA from Myripristis murdjan (pinecone soldierfish), 2885 nucleotides. It is a transcript of the gene cnot7, whose product is annotated as CCR4-NOT transcription complex, subunit 7. Gene Ontology annotation, molecular function: poly(A)-specific ribonuclease activity; nucleic acid binding. The coding region runs from base 266 to 1126 and encodes 286 amino acids. NCBI's taxonomy places the organism in Eukaryota, Metazoa, Chordata, Actinopteri, Holocentriformes, Holocentridae. The record is from RefSeq and is a predicted model, not a curated record. Gene Ontology annotation, cellular component: CCR4-NOT complex. The transcript has 7 exons.